AAGUCCUUCUCUAUGAAUACAGGGCAGUUUAUAUUUGCCAAGUGGCUAUUCAGGUUAACAAAAUCUACAGAGAAACCUAAUUGACCUAUAGACUAAUAGGUUACCUAAUCAGGUAAUAGGUUACCUAAUAGGCUGAUGUAUGAUGGUGAUGCAGUUAUCAUAACAUCUAUGUAAGUAGAGAGGCAACAGUUGCUUCUUUAGAAGGCUAGUGCAGAGUACAGGUGACAGUAGACUCUUCUGUCAUUGGAGGCAGCUUGAGAACACUAUCCUGGCUUGCUUUAUUCAUUUAAGAAAGCGAUCAUUCUACCUCACCUUUCAAACAAACCAUAUUGUUAGUUUUCUUUUUUCUGUUUUUAAAGUGGCCAUAAAACACCAGCCAGUCGUCUUCCCCCACAACUAUGAUCAUUUGUGUUUUCUACGUGUAGAUACAGGUUUUCACAAACCAUAUUUGGUGUAUAACAUUGUGGGCCCUGCCUUCCACUUAGCAUUGUUUCCUGGCCCUUUCUCUGUGUUGAUAGUCUUCACAAGGAAUUAAGUGCUCUAACUUAAUUGACUUGAUUGGAUGUUAGAUUGCAUCUCACGUUUUUGCUGUUUCAAGUAAUAACCCUACAGUAGCCCUGUGUUGUAGACUAGGCUCAGGUGUUUGAAUCUAGGUUACUAUUAGAUAGAUGUAACUGGGCGUUGGGUUCUUACAUGAUAGACAGAGGACAUUUGUCUCUCUCUGUGUAACCACAGAGAGAAGGCCCCAUUUACCCUUCGGUUGGAGUCAGGACCCUGCGAGCGGCCCUGGAGACACGAAGCCGUGUGACUGGGAUCUCCAGGCAGGCGAGCUGAGGCCUGGCUGAUUCUGGAGUCACUUAGGGGUUGUCAGGUGUUCCUUUGUUGGCGGGUUGGGUUUCUCUUCCUUGGGACUUCAGUUCAGUCGCUCAGUCGUGUCCAACUCUGCAACCCCAUGGACUAUAGCACACCAGGCUUCCGUGUCCAUCACCAACUCCCGGAGCUUGCUCAAACUCAUGUCCUCUGUCCUCCCCUUCUGCUCCUGCCCUCAAUCUUUCCCAGCAUCAGGGUCUUUUUAGCUCUUUUUGUGUUGCGGAGUAGACACCCCUUAGGGCCAGGCGUCACUUCUUUCCUGAUCGCAGGGCGGUCAUGUCUUCAACCGUUCAGCUCCUAAAGUCUCUUAGCAAAGGAAAUGGCAACCCACUCCAGUGUUCUUGCCUUGAGAGUCCCAGGGACGGGGAAGCCUGGUAGGCCGCCGUCUAUGGGGUCACACAGUGUCGGACACAACUGAAGUGACUUAGCAGUCACAUAUUAAUUGCAGCCCUGCCUCCCGGACUCGAUCCUCCUCUGGACAGAAGGUCUCUCCCUCUCAUUUCGUCACUAACAGACCCAGGCGUCCAGCUUGGCAGAAGCCCAGGGGAAGGGAAGACCGAGGGUGGAGUACCACAGAGGGUGGGUUUAAAGGGGAAAGAAAAGCAGAGCACCCAGCUCUGGGCCCAGAGCCACGUGUUCUUUGCACCUGCUCAGAGAGGGAAGUCAGCAGUCACUGUUUCAAGGUCAGGAAGCGGCCCCGGGUUGACGGUGGCCCAGUUGGUGUCAGGAUGGUGUCCUUUCCUGUCCCCGCCUCAGCUGCUGGAGGUCUGACCUGCGGACGGGGAAGCGGCGAGGAAAAGGGUAUCAGCAUGGAUGGUGUGAGUGAGAAUAAGAUGGUGCCCUCUGAUUUUAGCACAGGACCCAUGGAGAAAGCUGCCAAACCUUUGCCAUUUAAGGAUCCCAACUUUGUGAUUUUUGUUUCUUCUAAUCCACGCUUGCGCCUCGAGCAUUCUGGCCAUGGUGGUGCAGUGGCUGGCAAGAAGAACAGAACCUGGAAGAACCUGAAACAGAUCCUGGCUUCUGAAAGGGCGUUGCCAUGGCAACUGAAUGAUCCCAACUACUUCAGUAUUGAUGCUCCUCCAUCCUUUAAACCAGCUAAGAAGUAUUCUGAUGUUUCAGGUCUUCUUGCCAACUACACGGACCCGCAGAGCAAGCUGCGCUUCAGCACCAUCGAAGAGUUCUCCUACAUUCGACGGCUGCCGUCCGACGUGGUCACGGGCUACCUGGCCCUGAGGAAAGCCACGAGCAUCGUUCCCUGAGCCUGGAGAAACGGAGAUGAGGUGGAAAACCAUUUCCCAAGGCAGACUCUGGGCUCAAGAUUUUGUUUUAUGGAAACAAACUCCUGCUGUCAAUCUGGAAAUGUCAGUGCUGUGCCUUGGAAAGAAUGUUUGGCUUUCAUUGAAGGAGGGUUUUUUUUUUUUUUUUUUUCUGUUUUCCCUCCAAGUGUGAUAUUUCCUGUUGAAUUAAAUUAUACUUCAGUUGUUGCCUCAAAUAAAGUUGUUUGACAAGAAAGUA
Messenger RNA from Bubalus bubalis (water buffalo), 2385 nucleotides. RefSeq names its product INO80 complex subunit C (gene INO80C). Gene Ontology annotation, biological process: chromatin remodeling. Gene Ontology annotation, cellular component: Ino80 complex. NCBI's taxonomy places the organism in Eukaryota, Metazoa, Chordata, Mammalia, Artiodactyla, Bovidae. The record is from RefSeq and is a predicted model, not a curated record. The coding region runs from base 1599 to 2129 and encodes 176 amino acids. The transcript has 5 exons.